Messenger RNA from Cherax quadricarinatus, 5716 nucleotides. RefSeq names its product Tetraspanin 97E (gene Tsp97E). Gene Ontology annotation, cellular component: plasma membrane. Lineage: Eukaryota; Metazoa; Arthropoda; Malacostraca; Decapoda; Parastacidae. The record is from RefSeq and is a predicted model, not a curated record.
AAACGGUGGGGAGGCAGCAGCCGGUGUGUGGCACCUACUCAACAAUCGAUACCAGCAGCAGUUCCCUGAUCUCGCCAGAGCCUACAUGCUCCUAAUUGUUCUCUCUCGUAUACACUAGACCUGAGGAAACAAGCAAAAUGUGUGGAGGAUUCACUUGCUCUAAAAACUCGCUGUUGGCCCUCAACAUCUUGUAUGUUGUGGUGUCUUUCAUUUUAAUUGGUGUUGCUGCAGCAGCCAAGGCGGCAUCAUUUGUCACUUCAGUCUCGCUUGUUUCUGUCAUCAUUGCCUGUGGAGUCUUCUUAUUGCUCAUAUCUAUUGUGGGUCUUAUUGGAGCUAGCAAACAUCACCAGGUUAUGCUCUUCUUCUACAUGAUUGUUCUUUUUAUCAUCUUCAUCAUUCAGUUUUCUGUGGCAUGUGCUUGCUUAGCCAUCAAUGAAAAUCAAGAGAAGUUAGUUGCUUCUAAGGGUUGGAAUCUGUCUGCUGACACAACAAGAAUGGAUGCACAGAUAUUUUUUGGCUGUUGUGGAUAUAAUGAUACUAGAAAUGGAACUGUUAUAUAUUUGGAUCAUCCCAGCUGUGCAUAUGUGAAGAAGACUCCAGAGAUAUUUUGUUGUCCAGGAAAUGAAAGUAAAGAUUGCUGCACGAAAAAUUCCACUGUGUGUAAUUGUGAUACAUGUGACAAGCCAAUUCAGGAGGCCAUGUUGAGAGGUUUCAAUCUGGUUGGUGGCAUUGGCCUGUUUUUCUCAUUUACUGAAUUCCUUGGUGUGUGGCUCACGGUGCGGUACAGGAACCAGCGGGAUCCACGUGCUAACCCAUCAGCCUUCCUGUAGAGUGGUCGGGUGCCUUAAGCCCUUACCCUCUCUCACUAACAUAUCAGAUUCUUGGUUUCUUCAUAGCUAAACGGUACAGAUACCAAAUAGAUCCCAGAGCAAACAUCCAGAGUCUGCUUCGGUAAUGAAAAUUAUUGACAGUGAAAAAUCCAUCACUACUACACUGACUUGACUAAGGUAUCCAUUUUCUAAUCAUUGAUCAACUUUAAUGUUAUUGCAUAUUCCUCUUAAUUUCUAAGAUUGCCUUUAUGUAAGAUGUCGUAAAAGUAAAUAAUGAUUUCCUUAGUAUGUUUUCAAGAUCAUCCCUUAAUAGUGGCAUAAGUUUUUAAAUUAAUUGUAGUAGAACACGUCCAUGAUUGAAUUAAAAAAAUAUAUUUAUUAUUACCUUAAGUAAAUAGAAAGUGUUCUAUUAAUUUAUUGAUGCAAGUCAUCAUUAUUUUUAUGAACAAAUAAUAUAGCUUGUUAAGGAUUUCAGAGUUAAUUAAAUUUUUUAUACACGGUAAUAGCCAAAAAUAUUUUGAAUAUGAUGUAUAGGAUUUAUUAAAGUGUAUAAUUUCUGGUGCAGGGUAAAUUUGUUUGGUAAUGAACAAUUAGUUCAGUUUUUCAUUAUGUACAUUACUUUUGUGGGUAAGUGAUAAAACCAUUGAGGCCCUGCCUAGGUUAAUGGGAGGUAAUCAGGUUUAAUUCAAGGAAAAUGAGCAUUUCCACUUUCUUUGAUCAAGAUCUUUUCACUGGCAUGAAGGCACCCCUCUUAAAGGGAUCAGUGCUGUAUUUUCUGGCAUAUAAGAUUAAUUUUUUUCCUAAAAAAGUCUUGGAAAAUCACCCUGUGCCUUUUAUGCUCAAGGUCAGGGUCAAGGGCAGGCUUUGGGUUAUGCUUUAGCAUAAAGUAAGAGCAUAAUUAGCACUUGAAUAUGAUUACUGAUUUGUUAUGAUACUUCUGUUGGGAGCCCCUUCAUUAUUAAAGUUAAAAAGAAACUUUUGUUUUUCUUUUUGGGCCACCCUACUUCAGUGGGAUAUGGCUGGUGCCUUGAAAGAAAGAAGACUUCUGUCAGGUGCAGUAUAUGCCGGAAAAUAUGGCAUGCACUCUUUCAAUUACGAGUUCAUGUUCCAAUAAUCAGUGAAACAUUUCUAGAUACAUUUUUAGCUCAGGUAACUGAUUAAUUAAUUGGUUAUCUAAUUUUUUUUUUUUCUUGCCUUGUAGGUCCCUCACUUAUGACACUAAUGCAUUUGUAAUCUGUUCCUGUGGACAUGCUUAUGAGAUGUGCUCCCAAGUUAUAAUACUUUUUAUUUGAUUUCAUAAAUUUUAAUGUAAUUGAAGACCUUGUAUGGUACUCGGAAGUAUCUCUCUUCUCUUCCUUGACAGCAUACUUUACACAUGCUGUGCACCAUCUCACUGAUAAGGGAAAGUAUUAGGUACCUUCUGGGCAUGGGGUGUUGGGAAUGAAUGGUGAAAAUAUCACAUGGGUAGGGUUGGGGUCAAGUACCGGUAAUUAAGCCAAGGAAGAUAAAUGAGGAGUCGCCUGCUCUUUUGCAUGUUCUUUAUCCUCCUUUUCCCCCAGUGACUAGCCUAGAUUCUGGGGCCUCCCUCUACCCAGGCUUUUGCAAUCCACUUAUCUCCCAGGGUAACCACCCAGUUUUUACCUUUUGCCCAACAGCCAGAUGCUUGGACCUUUCCCUCUCCAGGCUCUUGGGCAACCCACCCACCUCCUAGACUAACUACCCCCCAUGAUUCUCACCCCUCAGUCAGGAGCUAGGGUUGCUUCCCAAUGCUCUCUGGUAAUCCAUCUGCCUUCCAGGAUAACCAGCCAUUCAUUCCCAGGAUGCCAGGGCUAUCCUCCACAGGCUCUCAGGCAACCCACCUCUAACCACCCCUCUGGUCCUCUUCCCUCAACCAGGAACCAGAACUCUUUAUCCCAAGGUAGCAUACCUGCCUCAGUGGCAUACUAACCAUCUCCUUGGUCCUUUACCUUUGGCUAUAUGUCCAGCGGUUUCCCUCCUAGACUUGCAGGCAGCUAGCCUACAUCUGCCUUACCAACCACACCUUUGUCCUUUGGCCUUCAGCCAGACAUAAACAUAAAUGAAUCCUGCUGUUAACUAAUCCCUACAAAACAAAUGAGAGCUCUGUGCCUGCAGGCAUUGAACAUACACAGUGUUUAAAUGCAUUUGAUAAAAAAAUAUUUAAAAAUUCUUCUUGAAUAUUUACAGUGCUUAUGGGUGCAUAGUUCCAAAGUGUCAGUGUCAUAAGUGCAAAACAUUGUAAAUUGGAGAUGUACUAUUUCAACUUUGAAGGUGCCAUGGAAAAACUUGUGUAUAUUAAAAAAAAAAAAAAAAUGGCUGAUAAGCUAAAACCUAUUUAUCACAAGUUGUGUAGAAUAUUAAGUCUUUUGUAUAACUAUAUACCUCUUAAAUACCAGAUAUUUAGAAGUGUUCCUUCUUUUCUUUCACUGAGAAAUGCUACCUAUUGUCAUUGUGUUUAUGCAUUAUUAUUUGCUUUAACCUUUAAAUGGUCCAAACGUAUAUACACGUUUUUUCAACAUCUGAAAGUAUGUAAAAAAACGUAGAUCCUUUUUUGUUUUACAUUUGUAAACGUGUAAAAAAAAAAGUAGAUCUACUUUUGUACCACUACGAAUUUGAACGUCAGUCUGUUUGGACCGUUUAAGGGUUAAUUAAGGGUACAUGUUGAUCUCUAAACUGCAAUUAUGGUAUUUCCCUGAAUGAAAUACUUUUUUUUUUUCCUGUAUAUUCUAGCUGUAAUGAAUAUUAUUUUUCUGAAUUAAUCUCAUUGAAAUAUUUACAUGUAAAUUCAAGUUGUCAAUGGCCUAUUACAUGGAAUAAGUACUAAAAAUCUAUUGGUUGCUGAAGGUACUUUUAUAAAUACUGUAUUCUUUCAUAACCUUAUUAUAGUUUUGAAAAGGUGCAAUUUUUUUCCUCAAUACAAAACUUAAGAAAUAUUUCACCCAGAGUAAUCAAACCUUUGAUUUAGUUAUUUUUCAUUGCAGUUAAUCACUUAGUGGCCAUGUAUCCAUGGACAUGCCCAAAUUAUUAAUUUAUAUUGUUUUAGUAAUUUUGUAUUCAAAAUUUAGUUACCAUUGAUUAGAUAAAGUAUCAGCCCAUGUAAACUUUUGAGUCAUGAUUGUGUAACUUUUGUGAUCAUAAGAGGUUUAUAUGAAUUUAUAUAAUUUGCCAUGUAUAGUGAAAAUUUGGCAGUGCAAAAUUUGUUUUGCUGUAAUUAAUUUAAUGGGAAAGGACUUUAGUUUAUAGGCAGAAUUUAUGGAAAUAUGAUUAUUACAUUGCAGAUCAAAUUAGUUUAUCAUAUGCUACUGAAAUAUUGGUGCCAAGAAAAAAUAAAAUUGUAAACUAGUAUUUCAUCCAGAAUUUUAAUGGAUCAAAUUGUGUGCCUAAUUUAAAAUGUGUUCAUGCUAAUGUAGCUGAUUUGAUAUAGUCUAGUAGAUAAUGUUUCCACAAAACCAUUAAUAUAUUAAUAACCAUUUUAAUUGUGGUCAAUUUAUGGAGUAUUCAAACUUGUUCCACUCACAACCCAGCCAAGUUGAAAUAUUGGUUUUGUGAUAGUUUCUGCUCACUUUAUCAACAAGGAAAUUGUUGGUGCAGUGGACUGAUUAUUAUAAUCAAAAAGAAGCGCUAAGCCACAAGGACUAUACAGCACAGUGGACUGAGAAACUGGAAAAACUGUUUUGGGCUGGCUGGGACAUGCAGAUGUAUUCAAAACCUUCAUAAGCUGACAGUGAAAAGUUUGACUAGCAGAUAUUUAAAAUUGGUUGUCAGUGUCCUUGACAGUAUUAUGGGGUAAGACCUUUAGACUGGACUUUCAGGGUAAAUGUAAACUUGUAUGUUAUUUAAUUCCAAUGAUUUUGCCAAGUUUCAUUUUCAUGGUAGGAGAAAAUAGUACAGCAACUAUUUAUCCUGUGAAAUACAUUUUUAAUUUAAGGUACAAAUAUUAGUAUCUAUUUUAAUAAGGCUUCCAGUUUAAAGUUUCUUUAAUUAAAUUUUUCACAAUUUCAAGUCUGGGUAAUGAUCUUUCUUUUAUGUCUUAAUGCAAUACAGUAGAUUCAGAUUUCAGACAAAUUUUAAGCUGAUUUGGGCAGUGUAAUACAUAUAUAGUAGUUUUAACAUCCAGUACUUGCUCAUUUUACAGUACCACAAUUACAUUCCUAAGACAUACCAUAUAUCUUAAGAAUUCUAUUUCUGUAAUAAGUCAUGUAGAUGAUAACCUGUACUGUGUUCAGCUAGUUGACAUUAUUUUGUGUUCAGUAAUUUAAAUAUCAGACAUAUAUACUGAUCUCUUUAUUCAAAAAAAUUUUAUCUACAGAUUCGUAAUAUGUGAAAAACCAGGAUUACACAUUUUACUUAGAAAAAUUAGACAAUCGUAAUACAUUUAAUACUAUGUGCUUAAAAUGGUAUGUCAUACAAGUUUUCUUAAAUAUGCCAGUGCUUCCUUGGGUAGUUUAAUAAGCUAGUGUUUUGAUUAUAUUUUUGUGGUUGGUCAUCUUGUGCUAUAAUUUCAUUUAGUUUGUCUUGGUAACUUACAAGAACAAAAAAUCCAGUACUUGCCCUUGUCUUAAGUUGGAUAUUGAUGAAAUUUCAGAGCAAGCAAGAUUGGAUAAAAUUUUUAUGCUUGUUUAUGUAGAACUUGUUUAUGAAUCAUUUUUAUUGUAUGGUACACUGUUUUAAGUAUUUGUUAUUAGUUGAAAUAAAUUUAUUUAGGUAUUUAAAUGCAAAGUACUAACUGUUUGAUGAAACAUUGCAAAUAUGCCUCUAGUCAUUAUCCACUUUGUGUAGGAAGCAUGUGAACAAUUUAAGUAACAGUUAAGUGUUUUAUAUUUUGAUCUUGUAUUUACCAAUUGUUUUUAAUAAAAGAGUAAGUUUAA